CUCAUAGCGCGUCGCCUACCUUGCAGCUACUUUAGAGCUGCCAGCGUCUGGACCAGGCUCCACUCGCCGCCAACAACUGGCACAAUCCGCGCACUACUCGACCCGCGCUCGCGACCCAUAUAUAAUAACCUACACAUCCAGAACCUAGCGACCACGAAUAUGUCAUCAAACGGCAUUUCAGUUGACGAGGCCAAGACGCUCAUCUGCGAGCUAUGCCGGCUCUUCUACGACCAGGGCUGGGUGUCGGGCACUGGCGGUGGCAUUUCCGUUAAGGCUGGCGACGAAAUUGUGAUGGCGCCGUCGGGCGUGCAGAAGGAGCGCAUGCAGCCGGACGACAUGUUUGUGCUGGACAGCAAGGGCGACAUCAUCCACACGCCCGCAGCCAAGCCCCCGCCCAACCGGCCGCCCAAGCUGAGCGAGUGCUCCUCGCUCUUCAUGGCGGCCUACGAGCUGCGCGGUGCGGGCGCCGUGAUUCACAGCCACUCCAUGAACGCGGUGCUGGCCACCAUGCUGGACCCGGCCGCAUCCGAGUUCGUGAUCACACACGUGGAGAUGAUCAAGGGCAUUGAGGGCCACGGCUUCUACGGCAAGUGUGUGGUGCCGGUGAUUGAGAACACGGCGCGCGAGUGCGAGCUCACCGACCGCCUGCGACAGGCCAUCGCCGACUACCCGCAGGCCAACGCGGUGCUGGUGCGCAGGCACGGUGUGUACGUGUGGGGCAAGGACUGGAUCCAGGCCAAGACGCAGGCCGAGUGCUACGACUACCUGUUUGAGGCAGCAGUGCGCAUGCACGGAAUGGGGCUGGACUACCGCCGCCCGCCGCCGCCCAACUUCGCUGACGCCGCCGCCGCCGCCGCCAACGGUUCCAACGGCCACGCGUCGGAGCCGGCCGCCAAGAAGGCCAAGACCCGGCACGCGGCGCUGCCUGCCGCCGUGGUGCUGGACAUCGAGGGCACUGUGGCGCCCAUCAGCUACGUGGCCGACGUCAUGUUCCCCUACGCGCAGCAGCACUGCCGCUCCUUCCUCGAGUCCACCUACGAUGCCGCCGAGACGCAGGCCGACAUCGACCUCAUCCGCACACAGGCCGCCGCCGACGUGGCGGAGGGCCGCGCCGGCGCCGCGGCGGUGCCGGAGCCGGGCGCGGGCCAGGCGGCGGUGGUGGAGGCGGUGGCGGGCUGGGUGCAGGCGGCCAUCGCGGCUGACCGCAAGGUCACGGCGCUGAAGAACCUGCAGGGCCACAUCUGGCGCUCCGGCUUCUCCAGCGGCGCGCUGCAGGCCGAGCUGUUCCGCGACGUGCCGGACGCGCUGGUGGAGUGGCGCAGCGCCGGCGUCAAGACCUACAUCUACAGCAGCGGCAGCCGAGAGGCGCAGCGCCUGUUCUUUGGAUACUCCAAGGUGGGCGACCUGCGCCCCUACCUGUGCGGCUUCUUCGACACCACCUCGGGCGCCAAGACCGAGGCCGGCUCCUACAGCAACAUCGCGCUGUCGCUGGGGGUGGACUCGCCCUCCGACAUCCUGUUCGCCACCGACGUCCUGGCGGAGGCGCAGGCGGCGGCGGCGGCGGGCUGGCGGGCGGUGCUUGUGGAGCGGCCCGGCAACAAGGCGCUGCCGGCGGGGCACGGCUUCCGCGUCAUUAGCAGCAUGCAGGAGCUGCUGCAGUAGCAGUAGAGCGGCCGCUGCAGUAGCAGUAGGGCGGCUGCGGUGGAGGUGCUGCAGUGGGGAGGGGGAAAGAGGCGCGAUUGGGGGGCGGAGGGUAGAGGAUGUCGGUGUUUGGUCGGAGGAGGGAUGAACAGGGGUGUCGGGGUGGGGCUGUGGUGCACACCUAAAGAUCAAGGUGGUGACGAGAGGGGGUGACGGUGCGAGGCUGUGAGGAGGUGGAGCUGGAGCUGGGGUGGGUGGGUGGACCGGACCGGUGGUGUCAGGAAUGUGUGACGGAGGGUGGAUGUGCGAUGGGACGGUGUCAAGGCAGGUUGAAGUCCCGCAGGGUGCAGCUGAUUCCCAGAACCCAAAAGAUGGCAAACAAUUUGCAACGGCAGGGCAGGGUGGAUGAAGGUGAUCCACGUGGCAGUUGCCCGGCCACGUGUCGGUGAGGGACUGAGAGUGAGAGGCCAGCACGUCGAGUCUGCCGCUUUUCUUCUUGCUUGUGCUAGCUUCCUGGCCUUGGCUCUACAUCGUCAUGUUCGCUUGUGCGUGUUGCGUUGUUUCAAGCACGUCAAUGCCGGGGUCUGCAGUCUGCAGUUUGCCACACGUCAGGACGAGUGCACCGGCUCACCCUUUGUGCGCCCACCAGCGCAAAGUCCGGGCCCGCCCUGACAGAGGGCUUGUCAUUCGUGGGCCCGUUGACAAAGGCGCCGCCAGGUCGGAGCAGAUUGAAGUUUUGAGCCGACGCGGGUCGCUGAGCCCACACUAGUAAAAGUAAGAUUUGAAGUGCGUGUGAUUUGCGCCGACAUGUUUUGCGCCCCUCGAACUACACAUGUUCAUAUUCGUGCAUUGAGCUCAAUCCGUGCGCACAUGUUGCUGCUGCACCACGGUCUACACUUUCUCCGCCUGUGUGCCUCAGACACCGGGCCCUCGAGUGCUCACCGCACCUGUCGGGAGUCUCGGGACCGUUCCUGUCGGUGCCGUGAUGGGUUCUGGAUAGAACCCAUUCUCCC
Molecule: messenger RNA, 2654 nt
Organism: Chlamydomonas reinhardtii
Lineage: Eukaryota; Viridiplantae; Chlorophyta; Chlorophyceae; Chlamydomonadales; Chlamydomonadaceae
Exons: 8
Coding region: 160-1662 (500 amino acids)
Cellular component (GO): cytoplasm
Molecular function (GO): acireductone synthase activity; magnesium ion binding; methylthioribulose 1-phosphate dehydratase activity
Source: RefSeq, a predicted model, not a curated record